AAAAAAAACCAUAACUGAGCUGCGAUAAAUACUUAAAAAUUUAUAAAAAAAAGCUAUGGCGUAUCAAGAAAAUGUUGAUGAACUUUUGUCAGAUGCAUUGUCAUUUAAUAAUGAAUUUAAAACAUGUAAUACAAUUCAUAAUUUACCAUGUAAUGACGAUUUUUUACGAUUAAGUGGUCAUAUGAUUCCAACAAUUUAUGGUAUUGAAACAAUUACGAUACCACAAUUUAUUACUACAAAAAAGACGGAAAAAUUGCCAUCGGAAACAAAAUAUUUGAUGAAAAGUAUAUUAUCUAUCAAAAAUAGUUAUUUAGAUAAAAUAAAAAAUGUUUUGAAUCGAAUUUAUCCACUGAUUGUUAUCAAUAUCAAUAAAUUUCAUACCUUACGUUUAAUUUAUGAUUGUGAAAUUAAGGAAAUUGAUCGAAAACAACGUAUACGACAGUCAGUAUUUGCUGAAAUGUUUAAUUUAACAUUACAACGGAUUGGACAUGAUAUUAAAGAUCCUAAAAUCCUGUAUAAAUUUUUAACAUUAUUGUCCGAGCCACUUGAUUGGGUUGAUUAUUAUAACAUUAUAAAAAAAUAUUGUCGCGUUAAUUUUAUGGUCUACAAAAUAAAUUUACCAACAGCAAAAUUAUUUGUACAUAAUUCUGACCUUAAUUCAACGCCACUUAUUUUAUUACGCUUUACAAAUAGUAAAGUCAUUGAUCUUAUUGAUAUAUAUGAAAAAGGUUCUCAAUUAUUUCAAAAAUAUAUGAAUUUAUGAAAAAUUGAUUGCUAU
This is a messenger RNA of Microplitis demolitor, 778 nucleotides long. RefSeq lists its product as uncharacterized. Lineage: Eukaryota; Metazoa; Arthropoda; Insecta; Hymenoptera; Braconidae. Bases 56 to 763 code for a protein of 235 amino acids. The transcript has a single exon. The record is from RefSeq and is marked provisional.